This is a messenger RNA of Brienomyrus brachyistius, 4316 nucleotides long. RefSeq names its product probable cationic amino acid transporter. Gene Ontology annotation, molecular function: amino acid transmembrane transporter activity. Gene Ontology annotation, biological process: transmembrane transport; amino acid transport. The transcript has 7 exons. The record is from RefSeq and is a predicted model, not a curated record. Gene Ontology annotation, cellular component: plasma membrane. Lineage: Eukaryota; Metazoa; Chordata; Actinopteri; Osteoglossiformes; Mormyridae. The coding region runs from base 1 to 2181 and encodes 726 amino acids.
AUGAAUGCCAUCUUUGCCCGGCUGCACCCUGGGCGGGUGGAGUGGGGCGAUGUGCUGUAUCGGCUGCAGUCACGGGUCCUGCGGACCAAGCCUGUGGACACCAUGCUGGACGGCAGUGGUGCCGACACGCACGGCACGCAGCUGGCACGUGUGCUCACCACCGUGGACCUGGUGUCGCUUGGUGUGGGCAGCUGCGUGGGCACCGGCAUGUAUGUGGUUGCCGGGCUGGUCGCCAAGGAGAUGGCAGGGGCCGGGGUCAUCCUGUCCUUCUGUAUUGCCGCCAUGGCAUCCAUCCUCUCCGGAGUGUGCUAUGCCGAGUUUGGCGUGCGUGUGCCCAAGACAACAGGCUCCGCCUACACCUACAGCUAUGUCACGGUGGGCGAGUUCGUGGCCUUCUUCAUCGGCUGGAACCUGGUGCUGGAGUACCUGAUUGGCACGGCAGCCGGUGCCAGCGCCCUCAGCAGCAUGUUUGACUCACUGGCCAAUCACUCCAUCAGCCGCUUCAUGAUUGACCAUCUGGGCACACUCCAUGGCCUGGGAAAGGGUGAGCAGUCAUACCCAGAUGCCCUGGCCCUCUUUAUUGCCGCCCUGGUCACGGUGAUUGUGGCGUUGGGGGUGAAGAACUCAGUGGGCCUCAACAACAUCCUGAAUGUGGUGAACCUGGUGGUGUGGGUCUUCAUCAUGAUUGCGGGACUCUUCUUCGUCAACCCCUCUAACUGGGGCGAUGGGCGUUUUCUACCCCAUGGGUGGACGGGGGUCAUGCAGGGAGCUGCCACCUGCUUCUAUGCCUUCAUCGGCUUCGACAUCAUCGCGACCACCGGUGAGGAGGCCAAAAGCCCCAACACAUCGAUACCCUACGCCAUCACCGCCUCGUUGGUCACCUGCCUCACUGCCUAUGUCUCAGUGAGUGUCAUCCUGACCUUGCUGGUACCCUACAACAAAAUCGACGGUGAUGCGCCACUCAUGGAGAUGUUCGUGGUGCAUGGCUUCGGCUUUGCCAAAUUUGUGGUGGCGGUGGGUGCUGUGGCUGGACUGACCGUCAGUCUGCUGGGGUCGCUCUUCCCCAUGCCGCGGGUCAUCUAUGCUAUGGCUGGCGAUGGCCUGCUCUUCAGGUUCCUGGCACACGUAAGUCCGUUCACGGAGACCCCAGUGGUGGCGUGCGUGGUCUCAGGCUCACUGGCAGCCAUCCUGGCGUUGCUGGUGAGCCUGCGUGACCUCAUUGAGAUGAUGUCCAUCGGCACGCUGCUGGCCUACACGCUGGUCUCUGUGUGCGUGCUGCUGCUGCGGUACCAGCCCGAGGCUGGUGCCACCACCGUCACCGAGUACCCCCCUGAGGAGGAGGGUGGCGGCGAGGACGAGGCUGAAGGCAAGAUGAGUGAUGGGCCGGCAUUCCAGCAGGGAUCACCAUACCAGGGCGCCACCACUGAGGACGAGUACGAUGGCAUGGGAGACAAUGCCUGUGGUGCCAAGAACCUGCCAUCGGGGGGUGAUGGUGAGAUGCUUUAUGAUGAAGGCCCAGACAACAUAUGCACUGCACUGCUGCGGCGCCUUCUAGGCCCACGGUACCACAUCCUGCGGGCGCGGCUGGGCCUGCCCGGCCGUACUGCCAGGCCCACGCCCGCCACAGGCCGCAUUGUUACCAAGAGUGUGCUGAUGCUCUUCGUGUGGGCCUUCCUGUUCUUUGGUGCUGAGCGCGAAGGUGGCGGCUGGGGGGUGCUCUCUGUGCUGCUGAUGGUGCCUGUGGCCGCCAGCCUCCUGUUGGUCAUCAUGCGACAGCCCGAGAAUCCCCGCAAGCUGCCCUACAUGGCACCCUGUGUGCCCCUGGUGCCGGCCUGCGCCAUCAUCGUCAACGUCUACCUUAUGCUCAAACUGUCUCGCAUCACCUGGAUCCGCUUCGUCGUCUGGUGCUUGCUGGGGUUGGUGAUCUACUUCAGCUACGGCAUGUGGAACAGCAAUCUGGAGCUGCAUGCCCGCGAAGAGGAAGCGAGUGCCAGCUCGUACCAGCGCUACGACGGCGGUGUGGAUGACAGCUUUGGCACAGAGGAUGUGGCCGCUGGCACCCCCUACCCGCAGGAUGAUGAUGAACCAUACCAGGGCUGGGGGGCGCAGCAGGAGGGCGGGUACCAGCAGCAGUACCAGGCAGGCCCGCCGCAGUGGGACGAGGGUGACAGGCGGACCUAGGCGUAUCUCUGGGGAUGGGGGACAGGAUCCUGCUUGCCAGAAGGGGGCACCGGCGAGCAGCUGAGGGCGGGAGCCUGUACCGGGGAAUGCCUACUUUAACCGAGUUAAUGAGUUUUCCUGUACUCUUCCUACUGACACCCAAGUUGAAAUCUCCACAAAAACUAGUAUGAUUUUACAUCUGUUGCCGCAUUACUCACCAGUGGCUUUACUGGUAUGGUGCCAAGCCAGUAAGUGCUCCGUUGGGUAAUGUGGCCUGUACUGGUAGUGCACUGGGUUUCCAAUGGGGUGUCCGUCCCCCAUGUGUGCAUUUGCUGAUGUGCAACUCUACAGUCAAUGAGAGUAGCGGGGUGGCAGAGAAUCCCGCCCCUUCCUGUGACAGCUUCUUGUCCCCCCCGCCCGCCCCAUCCUAGUCAUGUGAUCAGAUAUCACAGAGUGCUGUUUGUAAGUGAUGAUUGUGGUCCACACAUGGUGAUGAUUUAAUUACAAGGUCAGUAUUGAUUUAGCUCCCAUCUGCUGCUGGUGACACAAUUCAAAAGCAAUGGUUUCGUUUAAAAUGAUUCUCUUUUUCAGAUAUUUCUAAUAGAUAUUUCAAUAGUAUGUUUAUUUCAUGGGUUCUGAAACCUUCAAUCUGCACCCCACCUGCCUGUGUGCUUUAUAAGUAUGAAGUCAGGAUGGACCGUACCCCCAUAACCAUAUGUGCAUGGAGAAGCACACCCCCCCCCAGGCACUCAUGCGUAUGCUUAUUUCUGAUUGCCCUGUUCAGGGGGGCUACACACUGGGCCUCUCACUGCUCAGAUCGCAGCUGUGUUUCAGUGUGUCGGUUUAUCCCCUAGUAUCAUAGAUGCGUCAAUUUGUAACCGGGACGGGGCAUUCCCCCCCACCCCCGAAAGAAAAUCACUCCGAGGCCCCCAGGUCUUACACUGAAAUAAGCACAAGUAAAAUCCCAGUAAUUCUCCGAAUGAGGAGGACGCUCAUUUCAUGGCUUUCAUGAAUCAGCAGCCCAGCAUGGCCACUGAUGAAUGACUUCAGUUCCUGUCAGCUGAUCAUGUUUCGUUGAAAUUACAGGCUGGCUUCCUGAGAGAGCCUCGCACUCGUGUGCCUGUGGCAUCCGGCAGUCUGGGAUUCUCUGCUGUGAGUCCGAGGCAUGACCCAGCAUUCCUUCUUCACUUUGCCGGUUUCGUAAUGGAGAGUCUGAUGUCAUCAUUUUACUGCUGUGCAUCACAUAUAAGUAAACAGCAAUAAUAAUAAACCACAUCUCUUCCCUAUUUGCUCAAACCCAUGCUAGGGUUUUGCGAACAUCUUUCCGGGGCAAAAAUUUGAAAUUUGCCAUAAAUGUAUAAUAUGAUUUUCUUUUCUUCAAAUUUCACUUUCUUAGUGUCAGAUAGCGACACUUUAAUGUGUAUUUUGUAUUAUACCAUCUGCGCUUUACUCACCAGCAGAAGCUCUGUGUGUCUUUGUGUUGUAUUUUGAAUGUCGUUGCAGUAAGUUGUUGUUUGAAGGUUUCUCGACAUGCUGACACACCGGCUGUCUUUACCAGAUGAUUCCUGACCCUGGAAAUGGGUCUUUACCGAAAGGGAUCAGCUAAAUAAAUGCAGAUGCUGGACCACAGCCCCUGGGCCUGGUCACAGCUCGUUUUGAUGCUCACACAUGUCUGCCUCUCUCUGCAUCUGCAUCAGUGUGCUGGUCUGGUCAAGCCUUUGAAAAAUAAGGAACCUAAUUCUUUUUAAUAUAUAAUACAUCUCACGCUAAAGUACAAAACUUACUAACCUUAUUAUGCUGUGCUGUCAUCCAAAUACAAGAUGAUUACGUGAUCACAAGUAUCUGCUUUGGUCCAGAAUACCAAACACACAUGUGAGGCUGGUCCAACUUUGCUUAAAAUGUUUCACAUUUGUGCCCCUGUAAAAAACGCUAGUCGUAAUUCCGUGUAGCAUCACUAACUGUUAAUAAAAGUAACUUCUAAUGUAGGUAAACUAAUAAUUAAGCCACCUGCAUGUGUCCAACAUGUCCAUGUGUGGUUGCGAGUUUGUUAUAUGAUGCUAAUGUCUGGCUGAAUGUAUCCAUAAUUCAUUUGCUGUAAAUAUUAUAACUUGUUAGCUUGUAAAGGCUGUAAAUAAAUAGCUGUCAGCCUCGGUAAA